CCGGCUCGGAGCUCCGACGGUUGCGGCGGCGGCGGUGGCGGCGGCGGCGGCUGAGGCGCGGCCGUGCUGCUCCCCGAGCGAGCGGCCGCGGCGGCCCGGUCACCUGCCGGCCCGGGGCAAGGCCUCGCGGAAGCGGAAGAGGGGUGUGGACGCGGCCAGGGCGGCGGCGGCUGCAGCAGCGGCAGCGGCAGGAGGCAGACAACUGCGGUGGCCGCGGGAACUACUGGAGAGGCUGCCCAGGCCGAGGGGAACGCGCCCCCCCGGUGCCCCCGAUGAAGAUUCUGAAAUUGAAGAAGUUAAGUGACUUUGGCAGGGUCACACAGCUAUCCAGUUCCUCAGGUGUUUCAAGUACUUAAGGAGCUAACCUCAGCUCAGGACUUGAUCUACUUUACCAAUCUGCCUCAGGUUUUCAUGGAGAAUUGUUAUUGAAGAUGGAUCCAUUUGGUCAGAUAUAGUAUUAAAGAAUGAAGAAAGAAAAAAAUUCCUAAUUAGUGCUAAAGAAAUUACAAGUAAUUGUCACCUCAGCAAAUUUGCUAUUGAGCUGGUGGAGGACAACUGUUUCUUCUCAUACACCCAAAUUAGAAGGAUUAUGCUGUGCUAUGUUCAGCUAACCAGGAUCACCUUUCCUUGUUGACUAGUAGUCAUAAAAUUUUACAAUGGGUCUACGGAUUCACUUUGUUGUUGACCCACAUGGUUGGUGCUGCAUGGGUUUGAUUGUCUUUGUCUGGUUAUACAAUAUUGUCAUAAUUCCCAAAAUUGUCCUCUUUCCUCACUAUGAAGAAGGACAUAUCCCAGGCAUAUUAAUAAUAUUCUUCUAUGGUAUUGCCAUGUUUUGCUUGGUGGCCUUGGUGAGAGCCUCAAUAACUGAUCCAGGAAGACUUCCUGAAAAUCCAAAGAUUCCACAUGGAGAAAGGGAAUUUUGGGAAUUAUGUAAUAAAUGUAAUUUGAUGAGACCAAAGCGUUCCCAUCACUGCAGCCGAUGUGGUCACUGUGUAAGGAGAAUGGAUCAUCAUUGUCCAUGGAUUAAUAAUUGUGUUGGUGAAGAUAAUCAUUGGCUUUUUCUGCAACUAUGUUUCUACACCGAGCUUCUUACUUGCUACGCAUUGAUGUUUUCUUUCUGCCACUAUUACUACUUUCUACCGUUAAAAAAGCGUAACUUGAAUAUAAAGGAGUGUCAGUUGUCAGAUGUUUACAAUAUUUACAAUGAUCUCUUUUUAGUUAGACAUGAAUUGGCAAUAAUGAGACUAGCUGCUUUCAUGGGAAUAACUAUGUUAGUUGGAAUAACUGGACUCUUUUAUACACAACUAAUUGGCAUCAUCACUGACACAACAUCUAUUGAAAAGAUGUCAAAUUGUUGCGAAGAAAUAUCGAGGCCCCGAAAGCCAUGGCAGCAGACCUUCUCAGAAGUUUUUGGCACUCGUUGGAAGAUCCUGUGGUUCAUUCCUUUCAGGCAGAGGCAACCACUGAGAGUUCCCUACCACUUUGCCAAUCACGUCUAAACAGAUGGAUGGUGGGCACAGAUGGGUCCUCCAUGCUGGAAAUGCGUUACAGGUUUUAUGAUAAUAGAACUAUGACAGUCUUCAAGUCAAUUAAAAUCCACCCACCAAUCUUAGGCAUCAUAAUGUGCCCCAGGCUUUAUUUUAAUAGUGAUCUUGAUCCUGUUGUGGGACUGAUACAAGAUCUAUAUUUAAGUUUUAAAGCGUGUUUACUUUCAAAUUAGCUUUCUAUGGGGAUUUCUUUAAACUCAUUUGUUGUUAAACUCAAAAGGUAAUGAUUGAGAUGAACUUAUUGUACACAGUUUCUUUUAGUACAAACUAUUAGUAACUUUAUUUUGUGAAAAAUUAUGGAUAUUUACUUAAAUUCUACAUUUUCAAAUGGUAUGACCAGAUCUGAACUUCUUCAGAGUUAUUUUUUUAAAGCAUUCCUUCUAUGCAGAUUUUCUUUUCUAAUGUAAUUGUAAAUCUUUAAUGCUCCUUUUCUUUAUACAGCACGAUAUUAACUAUAUAGCAUAUCCCUGAAAACAGGCAGUGUAUUUUAUAAGAAGCAGAUUUCUUCCUAGUGGUCUCCAUAUUUUUCCUACUUCCUUCCCACAAAAAGGUCUUUUAAAGGAGACUUAAAAUUUUCAUCUUUUAAGUAUAACAUUUCAAAAAAAAAAUAACCCACACAUUUUUACUACAAAGAUUAUCACUCUUGUGUUGAUAAAAGAUGUUUAGGGCCAAGACCCAAAGGAAAUAUAUGACUAAUAGACAAAUUUUCCUGUUUUCCACUGAGAUUUGUUUUGCUCAUUUGUUUCUAGUAAUUUACAAUAAUUUCAUUUCCAGCUUUUCUCACAUUACAAUUCAUACAUUUGAAAAUGUCAAUUUAAUUUUAAUAUAUAAUAUAUAGUAUGUAAAGGAAUAUAUGUGUGCAAAAAUAGACUCCUAACUUUCAUCUUCUAAUAGAACUAGAAUUGCUUUUUGAGUGUUUCUAUUUAAGAAUAUUGAGCAGUGAAAUAUUUUUAAGGUGUUCUUUUAUGUAUAUUUACUGUUGUUGUAGAUAAGUAACCAGUUUCUGGCUGUUGCUAAACACAAUUUGGUUGGCUGACUGAAUUAUGGCUUAAAUAUUAUUUUGUGGUAACUGAGAUUCUUUCUUAUUGGAAAUGGCUACUGUUAUGAGAUGGUUUUCAUUAGGGAAAUUUAAUUGUUUGCAAUUUUUAUUCGCCUUUCUGAUUCCACCAAUCUAAAAUAUGAUUAUAAUAAUGGUAUAUUUGAGAGACAGAAUACAUGGGUUGAUAGGUUGCAUGUUUUGAGGAAUACAUUUGUUUUAAUAUAGCAUUCAGAACUUUUUUUUUAAUCACAUUAUUUGACUUACCUGUUUUCUUUCUAAUAUGUUGGUUUUUUGCUUUCUUUUAUCUUGUUGUUCAGAUAAUCCUACCCGGAAAAUCAUGAAAUAGAAAGUUGGCAUAGCCUGGAAAUUUUAUUAUAGACUUUGCUUUGAGAUGUUGUAUAUAACCUUUAAAAAUAUUCUGUAGUAAUAGAAUGAGAACCCAAAAAUAUUGGCACCAUGUUUUUAUGAUCUGAAUAUAGUGCUUUAAAAAAAUUAAAUGUUAAAAAGUAGCAAGUGAAGAUAUGUAUUGGUGCUUACAGGGUAUGUAGUUUAAUAUAAAAAAUAACCUUAUUGGGUUAUUGACCAAUUGCUAAGAUAUCACUUAUAAAACCUAUUUAAAUACAGAAUUCAUAUGAAACCAGGCAAAUAAUUAGGCUUCUCUAUAUUCUAUAUGCUAAAUAAGGUACUGAUUUAUAAUUGGACACUUGGAGAUAUGAAGCCAAUUUUAGCCAUCAUAAAUGUCAGUAGAACAGUUCUUUGUAAAGCAGGACCAUAAGGAAACAAUAGGUUCUUUUGGAGAGUAGAUAUUUAUGCUUUGUACACUGAAGGGAAUCUCCCUAGAGAGUGCCUAGAAGAGAGUUACCAUUCCCACUUCUAAAUUAAAGUGAAGAAGCCAAAGAAUCAUUGACUUCUCAAAGGACAAGGGUUCAGGCUGGUUGAGUUUGAGAUCCGGGUAAAGGAAGUAAGCACUGCUUAUAUUAUGUUCUAAAAUAGAAUUGAAAAUGCAAAAUGAAAGAUCUCUCACUCUUUCCUUCUUCUUUCUUAUUCUUCUGUCUGUAUAACCACACUACCCUGUGCUUAACACCAUCUCUGCUAGACCAUGGAAUAUAAGCCCAAGGACCAGGCAAGGGAUUACAUUAUUUAUUUCAGUACUAGAUAUAUUAUGUGUGUGUGUAUAUAUAUUAUAUAUAUGUAUGUAUAUGUAUAUAUAUGUAUAUGUAUGUAUAUAUGAGCAUAAAUAACACAUGCAAAUGUUUCAGUUUCAACAUUCCCAAAUUAUAUAGUUAACACACAUUUAUUUAUCCUUUGACUCUUGAUAUUCAUCUAUUAGAAGAAAUAACUUGAAUAGUCUGCUAGGUAGAG
Messenger RNA from Sarcophilus harrisii (Tasmanian devil), 3948 nucleotides. RefSeq names its product zinc finger DHHC-type palmitoyltransferase 21 (gene ZDHHC21). Gene Ontology annotation, molecular function: protein-cysteine S-palmitoyltransferase activity. Gene Ontology annotation, biological process: protein targeting to membrane; peptidyl-L-cysteine S-palmitoylation. The record is from RefSeq and is a predicted model, not a curated record. The transcript is spliced from 12 exons. The coding region runs from base 657 to 1499 and encodes 280 amino acids. Lineage: Eukaryota; Metazoa; Chordata; Mammalia; Dasyuromorphia; Dasyuridae. Gene Ontology annotation, cellular component: endoplasmic reticulum; Golgi apparatus.